CAGCAUGGUCCUGGUGCACGUCGGAUACCUGGUGCUGCCCGUCUUCGGCUCCGUGCGCAACAGAGGUGCUCCCUUUCAAAGGUCUCAGCAUCCCCAUGCUACCUCCUGCCGGCAUUUCCACCUGGGUCCCCAGCCUCAGCUCUCCGCCGACUUCACCCUGCCUCACGCGGUGCAGCCCCAGCCGGGGCUGACCCCUCACAUGGCCCCUGCACACCAGCACAGUGGCCCCCUGCACCAGCCCCUGGCCCCAGUGCCACCCCUGCCCUUCCAGGACGUCGCUGGACCCUCCUUCCUACCUCAGGCGCUACACCAGCAAUACCUCCUCCAGCAGCAGCUCCUCGAGGCACAGCACCGCCGGCUCAUGCCCCAUCCCAGGCGGGCUCAAGAGCGCAUGUCUGUCCAGCCUCACCGCCUGCACCCCAGCUUCGACUUCAGCCACCAACUGCAGACUCCACAACCCAUGGGGCCCCAGCCCAGGUAUUUAGCAGAAGGCACGGACUGGGACCUCAGUGUCGACGCGGGACUGACUCACGCCCAGUUCCAGGUCCGUCCCGUCCCUCAGCCAUAUCAGCAUUACUUAGCCACACCUCGGAUGCACCAUUUCCCCAGAAGCACAUCCUCAACGCAGAUGGUUGUUCAUGAAAUCAGAAAUUACCCUUACCCUCAACUUCAGUUGCUUGCUCUUCAGGGACUGAACCCAAGCAGGCACACAUCUGCUGUGCGGGAGAGCUACGAAGAGCUGCUGCAGCUGGAGGACAGGCUGGGCAGUGUGAGCCGGGGCGCCGUCCAGAACACCAUUGAGAGAUUCACCUUCCCCCACAAGUACAAGAAGGCUAGGAAGCUGCGGGCCAAAUUUUCAAAGGGGUCUCAACCUUCUCCCACCCAGCGGGUGCAAUUUCCCCCCUGUCCGCACCUGAGAAGACCACAGGAAGGCAAAGCUGAGCAAGACGAUGGAGAGGAGUCAGACACCGAUGAGAAAUGCACAAUCUGUCUGUCCAUGCUUGAAGAUGGAGAAGACGUCAGGCGGUUGCCUUGUAUGCAUCUCUUCCACCAAGUGUGCGUGGACCAGUGGCUGGCCACCAGCAAGAAGUGCCCGAUCUGCAGGGUGGACAUUGAAACACAGCUCGGCUCGGACAGCUGAAAGGACUGGCUGGACACACCAUUUUCCUUACCAGGUCGUAUGGCCAUAGACCCUUGCAGCAAAAUUUUUGCCUUCUGAGCCAUUUGAUUGAGAGGGGAAGUCUGCAGGCACGUUAGUGAGGAGGAGGAGGAGGUGGUGGUACAAUAUCUAGCAGUAGGAGAUAUUGCACAUACGCAGGAUACAGGCCCAGUGAAAGGGAGCUGGCAUUCCCGGAGCUCAGAGACCCCGUGCUGCAGAAGAUUUAGUGUUGAACAUGAAGGAACUAGUUGUGGUAGCCUGGCCUGUCAAUCCUGCACUUCAUGGGGAUUGUAUAUAUACCUCUCGAAUAUGUAGAAACAUGUUAGGGGUCCUUUAGCUAUUUCUAUGGAUGGCAGCUGGAGCAUGUUAGCUUAAGAAAUGUUGUGUUUGAUGCCCUACUCAUCUUGUGGUGGACAUGUUGCUGUUACCUAUUUUGCACCAAAUAUUUUUUCAUAGAUUCCUUAUUUUGGUGCCUGAUUAAUACAUUGCAGAGGGGGAAUAAAGAGGUCAAACUUUCCCACCCCUGGGGUGGGGGAAGAGGAGAAAAAGCAAAAUCCUGUUUACAGUCAGAAGGGUUUGCGCUCUUUGCCUCAGCCGCGUGUGCUUCUUUCCCUUGCAUUUACAGUGUGUUGCAAAUUUAGAGAAGCUUAAAGAAAUAAAAAUUGGGGAUAAAACGAGCGAAGCAAUAGGGAGAAGCUUCGUUCCUGCUUGUCUGCUGGUGCUGGACACUUUCUGUAGGGGCAUAAUAUUGGACUAGAUGCUGUUUCUUUGCUUUCUGUAUCUUUAACAAAGUAGCUUGUCAUAUCAAAAUCCAAGGAAGAUCUGUCUGUUUGAUUGCCAUUGUCUGUGAUGCUUUCUCCUGUGAGCUGUGUGACUGGUUGGCUUCACCAGCUCCAAAAUGAUGGUUACUGGAGUGGGUGCCUACAGCUGUGCUUUGGGGUAUAAUAACACCAGAGAAGCGCUGAGAAGUGCAAAACAUCGACUCUUCUCCCAUGCAAAGGCAUCUCUGAUAACAGGACAGAAGAAAACUCGAUGCUCUCAAGGCACUGCUGAGACCAUGAGCACCUGGGCGUGGGAGGGGGAGGGAGGUUGGAAGUGGGGUUGCUGCUUUUUGGAGGUUUGCUGCUGGGUUGUGACCUGCCUCAAAGAAUGUGUACCUGCACCCGUGUGAGCUUGCGUACAUGUUUCAGGCUGUAUCCACACGGAGUAAUCAGUGGUUGUUAAAACACAACUUAAUCACAUUAACACUCAAAACAGAAUUAAGAGGUAAUACCCGAAGGAGCAAGCUGUUGUGAUCCACGCUCCCCCUGAAAAAAAACCACCUCAGCAUGCCAACCACAGGGACCGAGUGGAAAACCCUCCGGAAAACCGACACUCACAACCAAAAUAUUCUUUUUCUUUCCUUUUUUUUUUUUUUUUUUUUUUUUUAAUUUCAUACUAGGGGAGUGAAAGAGCUGCAGAGGACCAGCAGGGGAAUUAGUCAGGAACAUUAUGUAUUGAAAAUUCUGAUGUGGUGGGAAUGAUUUCUGGCUCCCCUGAGCAUCCAUUUCGCUGGAGCCAAGUGAUGCUCUCCAAGUAGAAUCAAUCAUAAACCGCUAUCUGAGAAAUCGGAAGAUUCCCAUGAGCUGUAAUUGGAAAACACCAACCUCAGAGGCACCACAGAGACUUUUUUUUUUUCCCAAAGGGAGAGGGGAGAGAAAGAGGGAAUCCCCAUGGACGUGGAGGUGCAGGAGCCUCUCUCUUCAUGUGUCCAUGUAGGUAGGAGGGAGGGGAGUGGGACACUUGGUGGCAUAUAGGGAAAACAUAAGGGAAAAAUUUUUGGCUGUGAGGUUGAUGAGAAACUGGCACAGGCUACCCAGAGAAGCUGUGGCUGCCUCAUCACUGGAAACAUUCAAGGUCAUGUUGGACAGUGCUCUGAGCAUCCUGGUCUAGUGGAAGGUGUCCCUGCCCACGUCUGGGAGUUGGAACUGGAUGACCUCUUAAGGUCCCUUCCAACCCAAACUAUUCCAUGAUUUUAUGAUAUAUUUGACACUCAGCACAAGCAACAGCUUCUUGGGGGAUGUGGUGGUUCCAGCCCUGAUGUCCAUGGGUCAAGGAGUGGUCCAUCCUUGGGGCUGGCUCCAGCAGCAGCAGAUUGAAGCAUCAUUACAAAUAAUACUAAUAAUACUAUUUUAUACAAGGCUUUGCUGGUAAAAUACACUGUAAGGAGAUCUGGUCUGUCCAGGCGUGAGCUGGGGGUGAAGCUGGGAGAGAAACAGAGUGGCUGGGACUCUGGCUGGGUGGGGAGGGGAUGAAAAGUGCUCCUGAACAGCGUGUUUCCUUAAAGCCUGUGAGAAAGUGUUACUAUUUGCCUAAUAAACAAGCACAGUUUUUAAAAAAAAAAAGAUCAAGCAAACUAAAAAAGAAAAAAAAAAUAACAAACCCUUUGGUGAAGAAAAGCACCAAACUCCCAUGGUCUAAGUGUGAGUGACUGAUCCCAAGGUGUGUGCGAAUUUACAGCAUCUGGAGUUGUAUUGGUGUGUCAGGUUUCUUUGCAUUUAAAUAAUUUGUACGAGUAGGUUGCGAUAAUAGGGUGAGUUUAAAAAAAAAACAAAAUGAAACAAACAACAACAACAAAAAAAUCUCUAGAAACAAAACAUUGAUAGUUUACAGGGUUUUGUGAGUUUAAAUGCCUUAUAUUUAACAAUCAUAAUUUAUGACUAACUUGUAGAUAUUGUGGGUUCUUAUUUAAUUAUUUUUAUAGUUGGUUUUUUUUGCAUUUUUAAUUAUAAUUUAUUUAUUUAGAAAUUACUACUAAUUUUUUUUAUUACUCCUAUUACCUCAUUUUUGCAUUGUUUCUGGGAAUGGAAUGCUUUGCAUGCAUCGGUACUUAAAAAAAAAAUUAAACAGGGGAUGUGGGGGGUAAUGCUUAUCUUGUCAAAAACAAAAAAAAAAAAAAAAAGAGAAAAAAAUCAGGGUGUGUGAUUACAAACUGUAUUACUGUGGUGCUGUUACCUUGGAUACAUUCCAUAAAAAUGCAAACCUUUGAUUCUGUAUGCUGUGACAUAGUGGAAAACUGCAAUAUAGUGACUGUGUUUAGCACAUAUAUAUGAAUAUUAUUUGCACUCAUAAUCAAACUCUGGUGAUCCUUUCGCUUGCGUCCCCGCGCAUUGAAGGCGGGUUAACGACGCUCUGCAAAACCAAAAACAUUUUGUGGUUGGUUCCCGGUCCUGCCCCGUCCCCGCCGCCGCUGGUGAUGCUGCUGCUGCUGCUCUUUGCUGCAUGUGUGACCCUGCAAUGACACCCAGCAGGCCCCCGCUGCAAGGCUGCGCUUGGGGCAAUGCUCUGCACCCUUUAGUGCAAGGCUCUGCACGCUGCUUCAAAGGCCAAGGAAGGAAACCCAGGUGUGGUGGUGGCUUUGUCCGGAUUUUGGUGCCUGUGGGUGCCCGGUUUGGCUCUUUUCACCCUCUGUGUCUGCACCCAGCUGGGGUGAAGGAGGCAGUAGGUUGAACCUGGGCUUGGGGGGAACAAAAGUGAGGAACUCCUUGCAGUUUUUUAGGGGUUGACCUCUCUACUCAGAGGCUGGUAAGGCACUGGCACAGGUUGCCCAGAGAAGCUGUGGCUGCCCCAUC
Messenger RNA from Neopelma chrysocephalum (saffron-crested tyrant-manakin), 4770 nucleotides. It is a transcript of the gene ARK2C, whose product is annotated as ring finger protein 165. Bases 5 to 1141 code for a protein of 378 amino acids. NCBI's taxonomy places the organism in Eukaryota, Metazoa, Chordata, Aves, Passeriformes, Pipridae. The transcript is spliced from 9 exons. Gene Ontology annotation, molecular function: zinc ion binding; ubiquitin protein ligase activity. Gene Ontology annotation, biological process: positive regulation of BMP signaling pathway; motor neuron axon guidance. The record is from RefSeq and is a predicted model, not a curated record.